GCGCCGCCGGGGUUUUGAAGCAGCUGAGCGCUACCCACGAGAGGACAAGAUGUUUGCGGGAAAAGUGACCAGUGUUGGGAAGAAGCUGAUCCGCCGGCGCGUGGUGGAUCUGAGCUCCGAGGACACGCGUUUCGCUCGCUGUCUCUCCACACUGGACCUCAUAGCCCUGGGGGUGGGCAGCACGCUAGGGGCCGGUGUGUAUGUGCUGGCCGGAGAAGUGGCCAAGGAGAUGGCUGGUCCCUCCAUUGUCCUCUGCUUCCUGGUGGCUGCUCUCUCAUCAGUACUGGCUGGACUCUGCUAUGCAGAGUUUGGGGCCCGCGUCCCCAAGACCGGCUCUGCCUACCUCUACAGCUACGUCACUGUCGGCGAGAUCUGGGCUUUCACAACCGGCUGGAACCUCAUCCUCUCCUAUGUGAUAGGCACGGCCAGUGUGGCUCGAGCCUGGAGCGCGGCAUUCGACAACAUCAUCGGCAACCACAUCUCCACUUUCUUCAUGAACAAGACCACAGUGCACCUGCCAGGGGUCCUGGCCGAGCGCCCAGACUUCUUCGCUCUGAUCCUGAUUGGGCUACUCACUGCGCUGCUGGCCUUCGGUGUCAGUGAAUCCGCCCUCGUGAACAAAAUCUUCACAGCGGUGAACCUGGUGGUGCUGGGCUUCGUCAUCAUUGCUGGUUUCGUGAAGGGAGACAUCAAGAACUGGCAGCUCUCAGAGGACUACAUCGACGGCUACCUGGACCCACUGGAUGAUAUUGGGAAAAAAGCCUUCGGCUCUGGUGGGUUUAUCCCUUUUGGAUUGGAAGGGAUCCUGACUGGUGCUGCCACCUGUUUCUAUGCCUUCGUGGGCUUUGACUGCAUUGCCACCACAGGGGAGGAAGCCAGGAACCCACAACGCUCAAUCCCCAUUGGCAUCAUUGUGUCCCUCCUCAUCUGCUUCGUGGCUUAUUUCGGGGUCUCCGCAGCCCUGACCCUCAUGGUACCUUACUUCCUCCUGAACAAGGAGAGCCCCCUGCCUGAGGCUUUCAAGGCAGUGGGCUGGGAGCCCGCCCGCUAUGCCGUUGCCGUCGGCUCGCUCUGUGCCCUCUCCACCAGCUUGCUGGGCUCCAUGUUCCCCAUGCCCCGCGUGAUCUAUGCCAUGGCGGAGGACGGGCUGCUCUUCAAGUUCCUCUCCAGCAUCAACAGCCGCACGAAGACCCCUCUGUUAGCCACCAUCACCUCGGGGCUCCUUGCGGCGGUGAUGGCCCUCCUGCUUGACCUGAAGGACCUGGUGGACCUCAUGUCAAUCGGCACGCUGCUGGCCUACUCCCUGGUGGCGGUGUGCGUGCUCAUCCUCCGGUACCAGUCCGGGCAGCUGAACUCCCCAAAGGCCAUGGAAAUGCUGGAGCUGAAUGGGAAUGAGGAGGAGAGGGUGAUCAUGAACCCGACUGUCGCCAGCGCCCAGCAGAAAGAGACACUGUCCCUGGCGACGCUCUUCAACCCACUUGCAGACACCCCCACCACGCUCUCGGGGCGCAUUGUCUACAUCUGUGUCUCAGUCAUUGCCACACUGAUCACAGUCAUCUGCGUGGUCCUGACCCUCAAGGUGACUGCGCUGAAGGACGCCAGCGUGGGCUGGAUCACGGCCCUGGUGCUGCUCCUUGUGGCUCUGCUCAUUCCUACCAUCAUCGUUUGGAGGCAGCCACAGAGCAACGCCCGGUUGAACUUCAAAGUACCUUUCCUCCCGCUCCUGCCCAUCUUCAGCAUCUUCGUUAACAUACUGCUGAUGGUACAGCUGAGUGCCGGCACCUGGGUGCGGUUUGCCAUCUGGACGGCUGUGGGUUUUAUGAUUUACUUCGGCUAUGGGAUUCGGAACAGCGUGGAAGGGAAAAACAUGGAGGAACCCGGUGCCACAGUAGAAAAGCCUCUGCACCACCCUGAACUGGACCUUGGCCCCGGGGCUGCUGCGGUCUGAGGGACUGGGCACCAGCACUCCGUGGACCUCUGCCAGUAUUCCCGCUUGGGGGACAAGAUCAUGAUCCACACAGUACAUCCAUCCCCUCGCCCACGGGGAGCGAGUCCCAGAGUCAGGACCGCAGAGCCAGGUCAUGUGCUGCCCUUUCCCCUCGCAGAGCAGAGGUCACGGAGACGAGCCACCGGGCUGGGUGGGAGCGCUGGUGGCCCGGGGCUGGUCUCUGCCAUCCCCCUGACCCUGCUGAGGGGCAGUUACACUGUCACGGCC
Molecule: messenger RNA, 2215 nt
Organism: Gavia stellata (red-throated loon)
Lineage: Eukaryota; Metazoa; Chordata; Aves; Gaviiformes; Gaviidae
Gene: SLC7A3
Product: solute carrier family 7 member 3
Exons: 12
Coding region: 50-1948 (632 amino acids)
Biological process (GO): transmembrane transport; amino acid transport
Cellular component (GO): plasma membrane
Molecular function (GO): amino acid transmembrane transporter activity
Source: RefSeq, a predicted model, not a curated record